AUGCCCCGCUUCAUCGUCAUAGUCCUCGCAGAUGCGGAGGCCGAGUCAGGCGCGAUGCCCACAACCGAACAAUUUGCAGACAUGGCAACCUUUAAUGAGGAGCUGGUCAAAGCCGGCGUCAUGGUCAGCGGAGAGGGUCUUCUUCCCUCUUCACGCGACGGGUACCGGCUUUCGUUUUCCUCGACCGCCGACCCCACCGUCGUCAAGGGCCCUCUUGAGAAUCCGGCUCUGAGUGGCUGGUGGGUGAUCAAAACCAAGGAUGUGGACGAAGCGCUCGAGUGGUGCCAGAAGAUCCCGUUCAAGUCCGGAGGGGUUGAGCUGAGGCGGAUUGCUGAAGCGGAUGAUUUUGGAGCAGAGUUUACUGAUGAGCUGAAGGCUCGAGAAGAGGCUAUGAGAGGCGAAGCUCGGUGA
This is a messenger RNA of Histoplasma mississippiense, 411 nucleotides long. RefSeq lists its product with no specific name. The record is from RefSeq and is a predicted model, not a curated record. The transcript has a single exon. Lineage: Eukaryota; Fungi; Ascomycota; Eurotiomycetes; Onygenales; Ajellomycetaceae. Bases 1 to 411 code for a protein of 136 amino acids.